Chaetura pelagica (chimney swift) is the source of this 3556-nucleotide messenger RNA. RefSeq names its product solute carrier family 4 (sodium bicarbonate cotransporter), member 4 (gene SLC4A4). The record is from RefSeq and is a predicted model, not a curated record. Bases 88 to 3324 code for a protein of 1078 amino acids. Gene Ontology annotation, molecular function: monoatomic anion transmembrane transporter activity; solute:inorganic anion antiporter activity; sodium:bicarbonate symporter activity. The transcript is spliced from 26 exons. Gene Ontology annotation, biological process: regulation of intracellular pH; transmembrane transport; bicarbonate transport. Gene Ontology annotation, cellular component: basolateral plasma membrane; plasma membrane. NCBI's taxonomy places the organism in Eukaryota, Metazoa, Chordata, Aves, Apodiformes, Apodidae.
AGAGAAAAAAGAAAGAGGAAACAAACCCAGAGACUUAUAGCUGGGAUUACCUUUCUGACACCUGUCACAACUGAUGUCCUCUCGAGGAUGGAGGACGAGGCAGUACUGGAUAGAGGAGCUUCCUUCCUUAAACAUGUAUGUGACGAAGAAGAAGUGGAAGGUCAUCACACCAUCUACAUUGGGGUCCACGUGCCAAAGAGCUAUAGGAGAAGGAGGCGUCACAGAAGAAGACCUGGGCACAAAGAAAAGAAAGAAAAGGAGAAAAUCUCUGAGAACUACUCUGACAAAUCGGAUGUAGAAAACGCUGAUGAGACAAGCAGCAGCAUCCUUAAACCACUCAUCUCCCCUGCGGCCGAACGCAUCCGCUUCAUCCUCGGAGAGGAAGAUGACAGCCCAGCACCCCCCCAGCUCUUCACGGAGCUGGAUGAACUUCUGGCUAUCGAUGGACAAGAGAUGGAAUGGAAGGAGACUGCAAGGUGGAUCAAGUUUGAGGAGAAGGUGGAACAAGGCGGAGAGCGAUGGAGCAAACCUCACGUGGCCACCUUGUCCCUGCACAGCUUGUUUGAGCUAAGGACAUGUAUAGAGAAAGGUUCCAUAAUGCUGGAUAUAGAGGCCACUUCUCUCCCGCAGGUGGUGGAAAUGAUUGUUGACAAUCAGAUUGAGACGGGACUUUUGAAACCAGAGCUGAAGGACAAAGUCACCUACACACUACUCAGGAAGCACCGGCACCAGACCAAGAAGUCCAACCUGCGUUCCCUGGCUGACAUUGGAAAGACCGUCUCCAGUGCAAGUAGGAUGUUUACCAACCCCGAUAAUGGCAGCCCAGCCAUGACUCACAGAAACCUGACUUCCACCAGUCUGAAUGACAUCUCUGACAAGCCUGAGAAAGAUCAGCUGAAGAAUAAAUUCAUGAAGAAGUUACCCCGUGAUGCUGAGGCCUCCAAUGUGCUGGUGGGGGAGGUGGACUUCCUGGAGGGCCCUUUCAUUGCCUUCGUCCGGCUGCAGCAGGCCGUCAUGUUGGGUGCUCUGACUGAAGUCCCCGUACCUACCCGGUUUCUCUUCAUUCUCCUGGGACCGAAGGGCAAAGCAAAGUCCUAUCACGAGAUUGGCCGAGCCAUCGCCACUCUGAUGUCGGAUGAGGUUUUCCAUGACAUUGCUUAUAAAGCCAAGGACCGGCAGGACCUGAUUGCUGGCAUUGAUGAGUUUCUGGAUGAAGUCAUAGUUCUCCCUCCUGGGGAAUGGGACCCAGCCAUUAGGAUAGAGCCCCCCAAGUCUCUUCCUUCUUCAGAUAAAAGGAAAAACAUGUACUCUGGUGGAGAGAACCUCCAGAUGAAUGGAGACACACCUCAUGAUGGAGGCCAUGGCGGCGGGGGCCAUGGGGACUGUGAAGAACUGCAGCGAACAGGGAGAUUCUGUGGUGGCUUAAUCAAAGACAUCAAGAGGAAAGCACCAUUCUUUGCCAGCGAUUUCUACGAUGCUUUAAAUAUCCAAGCCCUCUCAGCCAUUCUCUUCAUCUACCUGGCCACAGUGACCAACGCCAUCACGUUUGGAGGACUGCUUGGGGAUGCUACAGAAAACAUGCAGGGUGUCUUGGAAAGCUUUCUGGGCACAGCUGUCACCGGUGCCAUAUUUUGCCUUUUUGCUGGUCAACCUCUCACAAUCCUGAGCAGCACGGGACCUGUGCUCGUCUUUGAACGGCUCCUCUUUAAUUUCAGCAAAGACAAUGAUUUUGACUACCUGGAGUUUCGUCUCUGGAUUGGCCUGUGGUCAGCCUUCCAGUGUCUCGUCCUUGUCGCUACCGACGCCAGCUUCCUGGUCAAGUACUUCACUCGCUUCACCGAAGAAGGCUUUUCCUCCCUUAUUAGCUUCAUCUUCAUUUAUGAUGCUUUCAAGAAAAUGAUCAAGCUGGCAGAUCAUUACCCCAUCAACUCUGAGUUCAAGGUGGAUUAUAUCACGCAUUACUCUUGUGCCUGUGAAUCAUUAGAUCCAGUUAAUAGCUCAUUAUUUAAUGGGACUACGGUGCCGUCAGCUGGUGAGCUGUUCUCUUCCUCUGCUGGGAUGUACAACUCCACCAUUGAUUGGUCGUCUCUGACAAUGAAGGAGUGCUUGAAAUACGGAGGACGACUUGUGGGCAACAACUGUGGAUUUGUCCCUGACAUCACCCUCAUGUCUUUCAUCCUCUUUUUUGGCACUUACACCUGUUCCAUGGCCCUGAAGAAAUUCAAGACUAGUCGCUAUUUUCCAACCACUGCCCGGAAGCUCAUCAGUGACUUUGCCAUUAUCUUGUCCAUUUUGAUUUUCUGUGGAAUAGAUGCCCUGGUAGGUGUGGACACACCAAAACUAAUUGUGCCAAGUGAAUUCAAGCCAACCAGUCCUGAGAGGGGUUGGUUUAUCCCACCUUUUGGAGGGAACCCAUGGUGGGUCUACCUGGCUGCAGCCAUCCCUGCACUGCUGGUGACCAUCCUCAUCUUCAUGGACCAGCAGAUCACAGCUGUCAUUGUCAACAGGAAGGAGCACAAGCUCAAGAAAGGUGCUGGGUAUCAUCUGGAUUUGUUCUGGGUGGCCAUCCUGAUGAUCGUAUGCUCUUUUAUGGGCCUGCCCUGGUACGUUGCUGCUACCGUGAUCUCCAUUGCUCAUAUUGACAGCUUGAAGAUGGAGACAGAAACUUCAGCCCCUGGAGAGCAGCCCAAGUUUUUGGGAGUGAGGGAGCAGAGGGUCACUGGAAUUAUCGUUUUCAUUCUGACUGGUGUGUCUGUCUUUAUGGCUCCCAUCCUCAAGUUCAUCCCCAUGCCCGUGCUCUACGGCGUCUUCCUCUACAUGGGCGUCGCCUCCCUCAACGGUGUGCAGUUCAUGGACCGUCUGAAGCUGCUCUUGAUGCCUCUGAAACACCAGCCUGACUUCAUCUACCUGCGCCAUGUCCCACUGCGCAGGGUCCAUCUUUUCACCUUCCUGCAGGUGGUGUGCCUGGCCCUCCUCUGGAUCCUCAAGUCCACCGUGGCUGCUAUCAUAUUCCCUGUCAUGAUCCUGGCCCUUGUAGCAGUCAGAAAAGCCAUGGACUACCUCUUCUCCCAACAUGACUUAAGCUUCCUUGAUGACGUCAUUCCAGAAAAGGACAAGAAAAAGAAAGAGGACGAGAAGAAGAAGAAGAAGAAGAAGGGCAGUAUGGACAGUGACAAUGAUGAUUCUGACUGCCCCUACUCAGAAAAAGUCCCAAGUAUUAAAAUACCAAUGGACAUCAUGGAGCAGGAACCUUUCCUAAGUGAUAGCAAACCUGCUGACAGAGAAAAAUCACCAACAUUCCUUGAACGCCAUACGUCGUGCUGAUGCAAUUCCUUUCCUUCAGUCACACACCAUGCCAAGCCCUCCACAAACUACAGUAAAAGUUGUGCCUCAAAUUAGAAUAGAACUUGGGCCUGAAGACAAUGGUUAUUUCUGGAGGAGCAAGGGAACAGAAACUACUUUGUAAUUUGUCUGUCUGUUAAAUCUUUUCUGGAAUUUAUUUUGCCACUAGCCAAAUACUAAAAUGCUCUCUGCUCCCCACCCUCAAAGGUAAAUG